This is a messenger RNA of Helianthus annuus (common sunflower), 1967 nucleotides long. Its product is annotated as protein Brevis radix-like 2. The coding region runs from base 660 to 1709 and encodes 349 amino acids. NCBI's taxonomy places the organism in Eukaryota, Viridiplantae, Streptophyta, Magnoliopsida, Asterales, Asteraceae. The record is from RefSeq and is a predicted model, not a curated record. The transcript has 5 exons.
UUCACCGGUUCUUGACCGUACACCGAUCGAAAGUACACUAGUUAUUCUCAAAGUCGCUAUACACACACACACAGUAGCAGCCAUAAAAAGUACCACUGGUACCGGUAGCAUUCCCACAACCACCACUCUCACUACCACUACCACUACCACUAACGGCGUUACAUUCCAACCGUCGGCCAUCAUUCCGCCACCGGUACGGCCGUUAUGUAAGUUAGGGUGGCACACAUCACAUAAUAACCUCAUUCUCUCUCCUCCAUUCUCCUCCACACAGAUAUUAAUGCACAACCGUAUAUGAUUUAUGUGUGUGUGUGUGUGUGUUGUUGAUCAGUAUCUGGUUAGGUUUUCCGUAAUAACUUUGAAGUUUGAGCAACUUUAUGUGAUUCGUUGCUUGCAUCUUCAUCAACGUUACCGUUUAUGUAACGGUUUGUUUAUUUACUUGUACGCGUAAACCGCUUGAAUUUGAAUCUAUGAUUUGUUUACUUUAAGUUUUCUCCGAUCCGGUUGUUGUGAUGGAAACGGUUGCAUUUGUAAGCGGUGUGUUCGAUUUGGAGGUUUAAUUGCUCCAAAUUGGAUUGCAUCUGAUCUGAUUUUGAAGACUUGUUUGAAGAUUUGUUUGAAGAUUUGGAACACAGUGUUGAGAUCGGGCGUUAGAGUUUGAUAUGUUGACUUGUAUUGCUUGUUCGAAGCAGCGGACCGGUGGAUCUCUUCACGAACAGGAAGAAGAUGAUACUGCCGUUACGCCUCGCACUAAUACAGCCAUUAAAGCUCUCACACUUCAGAUCAAGGAUAUUGCAGUGAAGGCAUCUGGAGCUUAUAAGAACUGCAAGCCUUGUUCCGGAUCGUCGGAUCAUAACCGGACGAAUGGUGAUUAUGCGGAUUCUGAAGCAGGUUCAGGUUCCGGUAGAUUUAACUGCGGGUAUCAGAGAACUUGUAAUUCUACACCUAGGGUUUGGGGGAAGGAAAUGGAGGCCAGAUUGAAGGGGCUUUCGAGUGGUGGGAGCACUCCGGCAUCGUAUAGUGACCGAAUUGAAUCGAUUAAGUUCGUUGAGGAAGAUGAGGUUAAAGAAUGGGUUGCUCAGGUUGAACCAGGGGUUCUCAUCACGUUUCAUUCGUUGCCUCAAGGAGGAAACGAUCUGAAACGAAUACGAUUCAGUCGUGAAAUGUUCAACAAAAGGCAAGCUCAAAGGUGGUGGGCUGAGAACUCUGACAAGGUUAUGGAGUUAUAUAACGUUCAGCGUUGCAAUCAUCAAGGUGUACCGGUACCCGCUCCACCAAAAGCUGAAGAUGAGAGCUCAAAAAUCAGAUCUUUUGAGAACAGCCCAGUGACACCACCACUUAGCAAGGAACCGCCACCUAGGAAUUUCUACCCAAAACAAACCUCUAACGUCUCUACCGGGCCUGCAUCAACGCCUGCACUGUCGAGCAUAAGUGGGGCCAAAACUGAAACAUCAUCAUUGGCUUCUGCAAGGAGUAGUUCAUCCAGAGAGGGUGAUGAUCACUCUGGAGAGCUUUCUAUGAGCAACGCGAGUGAUGUGGAAACCGAAUGGGUCGAGCAAGACGAGCCAGGCGUCUACAUCACCAUCAGAGCACUGCCAGGUGGCAACCGUGAGCUCAGGCGUGUUCGAUUCAGUCGAGAAAAGUUUGGCGAAACGAACGCAAGGGUGUGGUGGGAACAAAACAGAGCCAGAAUUCAAGAGCAGUAUUUGUGAUAGAUAAUAAGCCUUAGCCAGUCUUUGUUUGGAGACGAUUCUUGUUUUCUCUAGGCCGUGUAUCUUCAAUUCGACAAUUUCAAUUUUUGUGGUGACUGUUUUUCUUUUCCAGAGAUGUGGCGACAUCUUGGGUCAGGGCGCGUCACCAUUCAUUUGAAAAUCAUAGUGAAGUAUGUGUUGGAAUUUAAGCUUAUAUUAUAUCAUUUCCGGUAACGCUUAAUUUGGACAUUUUCUAAUAAGAUAUACGUGUUAACUUGC